GAAACACAAGCCGCUACAACUGACGAAACUGGAACAAUAGUUGAUAAUUUCCGAUAAAGAUUAAACUGAUAAGUUUCCUAAUUAAUGAAAGUAGAUAUUGUCAUUUUUAAAGUGGUGCUUGGGAGAAAACCACAAUGUCGACUUCGAUUGAUGAUUUACAAAACGAAUUUGUAAUCGGUGUGAGUGUCCUUGGCGGUGUUUGUUUGCUUCUGACUUGUGCAGUGAUUGGUCUUUUUGUGUGGAAUAUCCAGCUUCACAAAAAAAUCAAAAAGUUGGACCCUUUCGUCAACUUCAAGCUUCAGAGACCCAAAAAAGUGAACAAUGACCACCAUCAUCGUCCCCACCAACCAACAUCUCUCCCUGUUGAUGACUUUGUAACAGUUUACGACAACUCUGGAUAUGAAAGAAAUGAAAGAAAUAACAGAAACGAGAUUGAAGAUAAACGCGACUUAAACCCAAUUGCCAUGAGAAGUAAAGCAAGUUUUGAUAAUGAAAACUUCAGUUUUGGCUCUAAUAAAUUAUCAAUGAAUUCGUUUCGACAUCCGGAUUAUCUGCAUUUAGAUAACAGGUUUUACUAACCUCUGUUUUAUCUCGUAUUAAAACACUAAAUCCCAGCUUUACUCAUUUUGUAUUGUAUUUAUUGCUUUUUUUGUUUCGUGUUGUAAAUUAUUUGUCAAAUAAUAAAUUGUUCGUUUUU
Tribolium madens (black flour beetle) is the source of this 697-nucleotide messenger RNA. RefSeq lists its product as uncharacterized. The coding region runs from base 135 to 578 and encodes 147 amino acids. The transcript is spliced from 4 exons. The record is from RefSeq and is a predicted model, not a curated record. NCBI's taxonomy places the organism in Eukaryota, Metazoa, Arthropoda, Insecta, Coleoptera, Tenebrionidae.